Molecule: messenger RNA, 1968 nt
Organism: Owenia fusiformis
Lineage: Eukaryota; Metazoa; Annelida; Polychaeta; Sabellida; Oweniidae
Source: the annotation of a GenBank genome assembly
GUGUUUAUGUUGGAAGAAAGAGGGCCAAAACCGAGAUAUUUCAAGUUGUUUAUCUCAAAACUUAGUGGUUUGUUUCUCAAAAUAACAAGUACAUUGUGAUGAUGCAACUAUAUUUUUCCAAUUUAUAAGUAUAGAAUGAAUGAAAGUGUGAUGUAUUCCUUGUAUUUUGAAUAAGAAUUAUAAGGACUAAUUUUUCUUGUCGCUUAGCAACAAAAAAGCCAAGAUGGCGGAAUCCGAGACGAUGAGCAUUGACACUUCUACUGAGAAUCAAGACGAUCCUCUGCAAGACCUGUCAGAUGAGAAGAUUUAUACCCUCCUAGAAGAAACAAUUCGAGCUAAUGAUGUAUUACGUGCAGAGACGGAAAUGUUUGAGAAAUAUACCCACUAUGUGGAACCAAAAGAGGCGGCACAAGUUCAAACUGCAAUGUCAACAAGUUCAUCAAUGUCACAGCAUGAGAUGGGACGUGGUAUUGGGAGGAAACGAUCAAAGUCACGGAGUAGUAAUAUGGACAAAGCACUCAGAUUAACAGCUGAACAAAAAUGUGACAUUGCACAGCGGGAAAUUGAGGAAUCUAGAGAUGUUGUUGAAAAACUAAAAGAUGAUUCAGAAAAAGUUUUAGAUACAUACAAGGCAAUAAUGGAGGAAGCUGAUAUGCGAUUGGCUGAAAUCAAGAAGACAUCAUAUGAGUUUGAACGUGACAUAGUCAAGGGAUCUACACAGGGGCGAACAGGGAAAGUCAUUGCUGAAAAAGUUCAACGAUAUUUUGAAGACAGUAUAAGAUCUAGGGAUACGCUCAUAGAAAAACUUAGGUUGAAGAAUGCCACAUUAAAAGUUCAAAAGAAAAAACUCCAUCUACAACUAAAACAGAAAGAGGAAAUGGGAGAGGUUCUACACGAGGUUGAUUUCAACCAAUUAAAAAUUGAAAACAGUCAAUAUUUAGAAAAAAUUGAUGAGAGGAAUCAAGAUUUGUUGAGGCUGAAGUUAAUGGCUGGCAAUACACUACAGGUUUUAAAUUCAUAUAAGAAAAAAUUAAACACACUUACAAUGGAGUUUGACAGACUUAAAUCAGAGAUUUCUUCAAGAGAUGAGCUGCUUGGUCGUAUUGAUGUUGAAACCCUCAGUGUUGAAGAGGAAAGAAGUAAAGCUGAGAAGAUUAACAGGAAGCUGAGGCAACAACUUGAGGACUACAGGGUGCCACAUGUCAUGGAAUAUGUCAACGAGAGAGCAGAUAUGUAUGAAUUAAGUAAAAAAGUCAGAAGUUGGGAAAGAAAAGUGGAAAUUGCAGAGAUGGCGUUAAAAACUCACAGAAAGACAUGGAAGCAAAUGAGGAUGCAAGGCAUGCAAGGGAACCCAUGGCCCCUGGAGGCAAUGUAAUACCUCCAACACACAGUCCUAGGAACCUCUGAUCCUUGAUGAUAGCUAUGUUGGACCUCAUCACCAAAACCAAACAAAAUGAACUUACAGUUUCUCUAUCAUAGGCACUUUAUGCCAUUUGCUUUUUUUGAUGAAACAGACACAUUGGAUUCACAUUCAUUCACAAUUAUUCCCAGUAGGAAAAUUAUAAGUGGACACCUAAAAAUUUAUGUCAGUCACAUUAUACAGUUAUGUAUAUGAAACGUAUGGUUUUGUGUCAACAAUUUCUAGAACCAUGGAGUUUACACUAUAGACACCCGACUUGAGCAGAAAUGUGAUGACUUGAGUCGUUCGAGGUAUAACAUAUGUCUGAUGUAAUGAAAUAUUGAAAAUAACUCCAAAAACAAUAUAAUCAAUGAUUCUCAGUCAGAUCUUUAGUUCAAAUGGUUCAAAGAACUGAAUGACAGUACAGUACACUAUACUUGCAAUAGUCUUGUUUGGUCUGGCUACACAAUAUUAGGACAUAAGAAAUGUAAAUAAUGUACAUUCAACACAACAAAUGUAUAAAGUGUACAUAUUAAAUAUUAUGGUAAAGAAUAAACACAUACAUGUAU